Messenger RNA from Tachysurus fulvidraco (yellow catfish), 3911 nucleotides. RefSeq names its product taspase, threonine aspartase, 1 (gene tasp1). The transcript is spliced from 14 exons. Bases 253 to 1530 code for a protein of 425 amino acids. Gene Ontology annotation, molecular function: threonine-type endopeptidase activity. NCBI's taxonomy places the organism in Eukaryota, Metazoa, Chordata, Actinopteri, Siluriformes, Bagridae. The record is from RefSeq and is a predicted model, not a curated record. Gene Ontology annotation, biological process: protein maturation.
CUAACGAAGAAGAAGAACCUUAGCAGGAGGAGGAAGAAGAAGAAGAAGUAGAAGAUGAUGAUGAUGAUAUUAAAAUAAAUAACAACGUAAAGGAUGAAAGCUGUUCGCUAAAUUGGAAAUCUAUUUAAAUACGUAGUACAUUAUGGAUUUAUUUUGUAUGCACACUGAAAACUACAUGAGGGAUCAAGGGCCAGUAUGUACAUGCUGUGAGUGAUUGGUAGAGCAAGAUGCCACUGCUCCUGCAAACGGGUCAUGGAGAAAGCGAUGAAACCAACAGGCUGCAGAGGGAAAAGCCCCCAACGAAAUUAUAUAAGAACUUUAUCGAACAGCAAAGAGCCAACUGUACAGAUCUCCGGCAAAGAGCACAGAGAUGUCGGUUUUGUGUUGGUGCAUGUGGGGGCCGGGUAUCAUUCCGAAUCCAAAGCCAAGGAGUAUAAACAUGUGUGCAAACGAGCCUGUCAGAAAGCCAUGGAGAGGUUGAGAGAUGGUGCUAUGGCAGUAGAGGCAGUGACUGCAGCUCUUAUAGAGCUAGAGGAUUCACCAUUCACCAAUGCUGGUACUGGCUCCAAUCUAAACCUGGUUGGGGAUAUUGAAUGCGAUGCCAGCAUCAUGGAGGGAAAAUCGUUAGAUUAUGGAGCAGUUGGUGCUCUAAGCGGAAUCAAGAAUCCGGUAUUGGUGGCUAGAGCACUUCUGAAUGAAGCACAAAAAGGGAAGCUUUCAGCUGGGAGGAUUCCUCCUUGUUUUUUAGCUGGAAUGGGAGCACAGCAGUGGGCAGUCAGUCAUGGUAUACCUCCAUGUCCUUCAGAGAAGAUGGCCACCAAAUUUAGUUUGUCUGCCUUCAAAAGGAAUAAACGAAAGAUGGAGAUGGCAGAGAAGAUGGAACCAGAACAUAACUCUUUUAAGAGGCGGCGACAGUCAAGUGGAACUCAGGUGAAUGAAAUGGUGGAUUUAGAGGAACCUGCCUCCUUGGACACGGUUGGAGCUGUUGUUGUGGAUCAGCAAGGGAAUGUUGCAGCUGCUGUCUCUAGUGGAGGUUUAGCUAUGAAACACCCAGGCCGAGUAGGCCAGGCUGCUCAGUACGGGUGUGGAUGUUGGGCUGAAAACGCCCGUGACGCUAGACCUUAUUCUACAGCCGUGAGUACCUCAGGAUGUGGGGAGCAUCUGAUGCGCACCAUGUUAGCUAGAGAGUGCUCCACAGCUAUGCAGGCUGACAACGCUCAUCAGGCUCUCCUGGAUGCUAUGCAAAACAAGUUUAUUGGCUCACCAUUUCUGGCCAGGGAGGAUGGUGUUCUGGGUGGCAUCAUUGUUCUGAGAUGCUGUAGAUGUGGAGAGGACCACAGCUCUGGCAACUUGCAGGCCUUACUGGUUGAGUUUCUGUGGACUCAUACUACGGAGAGUAUGUGUGUGGGUUACAUGUCUGCAAACGACAGGAAAGCUAGGGCUCAUAUAUCUAGACUGCCUCCUGGGGCUGUGGCAGGACAGUCACUUGCGAUUGAAGGUGGAGUGUGUCGACUUGGGGGUGUUGAGUGACUAAACAGAGUAAAUUGCUUGUUUGGGAUUUUUUUUUUCUUGUGUUUUUUUUUUUUUUUUUUUUUAAAUAGCAAUAUGCCUAUGCUAAAGUCUAUGCUAAUGACAAGUUUGGAGAUUAUUCAAGUAAGCAACGAAAGGAAUACAUUUAUAAAUCAAGGUAGCUUGAUCUUACUCUUACAUUAGUAUCCUUUAAAUAACGAGAUAUACAGGCAGAUAUAUUAGUCAGAUCAUUGUGUGUGUGUGGGUGUGUGUGUGUGUGUGUGUGUGUGAGACACCGAAUCAGACAUAACAUUAAAACCACCGAGUGGAUAUAUUAGACAGAAUGUGAAAAAUCGGUUCUAUAUGUUGGUGUGUUGGAAGCAGGAAAAUGGGAAGAGUUAGAAGAGUAAUCUGAGAGUAAGGUCAAAUUGUCAUGGCAAGAUUGUUGGGUCAUCUCCAAAACAGCAAGCCUUGUGCGGUGUCCAAAGACAGACAACCGGUGAUCCAGCUGCAGGGUUAUGAGCCCUCAAGGCUUUCUGACAUGCAUGAGGAGCAAAGGGUAUCCCAGCUUGUCCAAUCCUUUAGAAGAACAACUAAAGCAGAUAUUCCUGAAAGAGAAUAAUUCUGGCUAUGAUAAAAGGUAUCAGAAGGCACCGUGCAGUCAGGGCGCCCAUGCAGACCCCUGCCCACUGGUGAAAGCAUCGACAAUGGGCAUGCGAGCAUCAGAAUUGGACAGAGGAAGGAGCAAUGGAAGAAGGUGACCUGGACCUGACGAAUCAUGUUUUUGUGUUUUGUUCAGUAUGCUGUCGGUAAUAUUCUACUGGGAAACCUUGGGUCCUGGUAUUCCUGAUGCACAAUAAUGCACCAUUCCAAACUGCAAAAAAUGUUCAGAAAUGAUUUGAGUAACAUGAGAGAGAGAGUUUACAGUUUUGAUUUUGGCCUUUAUAUUCCCCAAAUCUAGCAUCUCUGAAAUGUGCUGCACAAAGUGUGAUCCAAGGAAGCUCCAAUUUGCAGCUCCAAGUUAUAUACUGCUUACCUUAUGGUGCCAGGUACUGCAGCAUAUUUUCAGGUGUUUAUGCCUCAGUGGAGUCCAUGCCAGAUGGACUUUAUGGAGGCAGAGCCAUUUCGGUGUCACAAGGUGGACCUUGGUUAAUGUUACAGCCGAUCGGCGUAAAUAAGUACGAAUUAAAGCUGUUUAUUUUGGGAUCAUGCAAGCAACACGAAGGCACACAUGAUUUAAUCAUCAAAAAGCCUUCCACAAGCAAUUGGGCUAUUGCAGUUGUUUUGCACAGAUAUUAUAGAUGAUUUUCAGCUAAUAUGUAUUGUAAAGUCCAUAUUUAAAUCAAUUUGCUUUGCCCCUUCAUGAAAUAAAAUGUUUACAACGAACCAUACAGCAUCUUGACCAAAUCUUGUCCUGAAUAUUACAAAAUGCUUUUGUGGUAUCUUUGUAUUGUUAUGAACUUUGAUCAUUUGAAAAGAAUCUAUGGACUAUAAAUGCACCUUAGGCUACUACAUGUCUGUAGUUUUCUGUACUGACUGUCUGGGAAUGGUCUAUAAAGAUCACUGCGUACAGAAUUAAAUGGUUAUAUUUUGUUUAUUAGUCCUUAUUGCUGUUGCACAAAUUAGAUUUUGGAAGUGAUAUUAUUAUUAUUUGGAAGUGUUCUAAUAUUCUUAUUGCAGUUUUUGCUGUGAGUAUAAAUUGUCCCAUAUGUGUUGUUGGGCAGAGAGAUAUACUCUAAUAUUCUGAUUGCUCUAGAAAUUAAAAUUGCACUAUUUUAUUGAAUUAAACCUGGCUAUAUAUAUCAGAUCAUUAGAAUAUAUACACACUUUCACAUGUAUUUUUGUGCAGGCAAAUUUUCUUUACAUAUCAGAAAAUAAUUGUUUAAUCUAAGGAGAUUUAAUGUAAUGGUAAUUAUAUCUUAUUAUAAGGAUGUCGUUAUCCAUCAUUAACAGUAUUUAUUCAUUUCCAUUUCCAGUUAUGUUUUUCAGCCACUUCAUAUAGCCUUGUGAAGCUUGAAGAAAGAAAUCUGUAAGAUUUUUUUUUUCUCUCCAGAAUUACAAGUCUCUUUAUCCUUGUUGUUUUCUAUUAUUAAUGUGCACUUGCUUGUUUGGUUCAGUGAAAAAUUGAAAUAAAUUUCAGCUUACACAAAUUUGAAAUUGUCCUACAAUUGAAUUGGAGGUUAAGUUUUUAUUUUAUUUAUGUGUUAUGUCUUUAUCAGAAGGAAUGCUAUACAGAACACCAAAAUGAAUCAUUGGUUAAACAGUUUAGUGUUUCAUUCUCUAUUACUGCGAUAUGGAAAUAAGGAAAUGUUAACAUUUACUAUCAUCUUCAAAUGUAUUAAAUAACAGUGGCUCCUGACUCCUGAGUGUUGAACUGAAAUAAAUAAAUGAGUAUCAUCUUA